UCUAACGAUUGAACGUUGAAAAACACGUUAACAACUUAUCGUUGUGGCGGCGGGUUGUUUCGUAAAUAUCCUAUAACGUACAUGCUGGUCAUGCUGCAUUGUAUUCGGUUAUUUCUGUGUCUCAAUGUCUAAUUAAAUUGAAAUAUUUAUAUAAUUCUCAGUGCAUAGCAUAUCGAUAGUGUGCUACACCUACACGAGACAGUUUUUGGAUUGGGGGCCGCGGUCGAGUCUGAAGAAGUCGUGCAGAAGCUGCCUGCCGUCACUCCGACAAAAAAAUGCAGAAGAAAAAUUACCUAUGCAAUGUCUGCGACAAAUCUUUCUACCAAAGUGGACAAUUGACAGAACAUCGACGCAUACACACUGAUGAAAAACCGUACGCUUGCGAUGUGUGUGGCAAAUCUUUCUACCAAAAUGGAAAAUUGACAGAACAUCAACGCAUACACACUGGUGAAAAACCGUACGCUUGCGAUGUGUGUGGCAAAUCGUUCAACCAUAGUGGACAAUUGACAGAACAUCGACGCAUACACACUGGUGAAAAACCGUACGCUUGCGAUGUCUGCGACAAAUCAUUCAACCACAGUGGCUCUUUGACAGAACAUCGACGCAUACACACUGGUGAAAAACCGUACGAGRGCGACGUGUGUGAAAAAUCGUUUUCUACAAGCUCCAGUUUGACGAAACAUAGACAAGUAAAAAUGGAUAAGAAAAAUUACCCAUGCAAUGUCUGCGACAAAUCUUUCUACCAAAGUAGACAAUUGAAAAUACAUCAACGCACACACACGGGUGAAAAGCCGUACGCUUACGACGUGUGUGACAAAUUGUUCAGCCAGAGUGGCAAUUUGGAAAUUCAUCGACGCACACACACUGGUGAAAAACCGUACGGGUGCGAUGUGUGUGACAAAUCGUUCAACGAUAGUAGCAAGUUGACAGUACAUCGACGCACACACACUGGUGAAAAACCGUACGGGUGCGACGUUUGUGACAAAUCGUUCACCCAAAGUGGCAGUUUGGAAAUUCAUCGACGCACACACACUGGUGAAAAACCGUACGCUUGCGAUGUGUGUGACAAAUCAUUUAGCCAAUGUAACAGCUUAGCAGUACAUCGACGCACACACACUGGUGAAAAACCGUACCGGUGCGAUGUGUGUGACAAAUCGUUCAGCAGAAGAGACAAUUUGUUAAUACAUCAAAGCAGCACACACACUGGUGAAAAACCACAGGAUAAAAUUUAUCCGAUAAAUCAUAUUAACAAAUAA
Molecule: messenger RNA, 1256 nt
Organism: Diuraphis noxia (Russian wheat aphid)
Lineage: Eukaryota; Metazoa; Arthropoda; Insecta; Hemiptera; Aphididae
Product: Zinc-finger protein interacting with CP190
Biological process (GO): regulation of transcription by RNA polymerase II
Cellular component (GO): nucleus
Molecular function (GO): DNA-binding transcription factor activity, RNA polymerase II-specific
Source: RefSeq, a predicted model, not a curated record